Cylicocyclus nassatus is the source of this 1957-nucleotide messenger RNA. Lineage: Eukaryota; Metazoa; Nematoda; Chromadorea; Rhabditida; Strongylidae. The record is from the annotation of a GenBank genome assembly.
GUCCUUCAAAUCUGUUCCUCUCGCGUGACCAGGAACGGUGGAUGUAUCGACAAUACGAAUGUAUCAUAGCUGCUGGAGAGACUGUAUACUCGAAGAGUGAGUAUCCUAUGCAUUUUUGCUAUUCCCAUGAGGAUAAGGAUAGUCCAGUAGAAGCAUAUGGCGUAUGCAUACCGUCUCCUUGUGCGGAGAACCAUGUCGAGCUGCUGAAAGAAUGGAGAACGAUGACAAGAUCGGAAGAAGCCAAGCUUCCCAUGGAAUCCACAGCUUGUACAGGAUCACGGCAUGAGAAGCAAUGGUUUGAGCAAUUUGUGCCGAUCGCCGAUUUUGCCUUUAACAUCUUACUUGCUGUGCUUGUCGGAACAACCACCAUCUAUCACAGCACUAGAGGAGAAACCGUCGAGUCAACGUCAACCAGGAUUUUGCUUGCAUUUUCGGCGGCGAAAAAUCUGCGAAGAUUGGUACAGUUACCCAAAGACCCGCAGUCAUGCAUCACUUGCAUGUUUGGCAUGCGAUUUCUUUCGUUGGUCUGGACUCUGAUGGGUCAUUCGUUGAUUCUCGUUCAGCCCUAUCUCGAAAACGUUGAUGAUUACAAAGAAGCUAUUGCCGGUAAUUUCUGGAAUCAAUGGAUCACCAAUUUCACACUUAGUACGGAUACCUUCCUUGUGCUGGGUGGUACUGUACUAUCUUACACAUGGUUCAGAAAAUGGCUGAAGAACACUACAGAGGAAGAACCCACCUGGACUUCCUAUGGCUACUGGAUGCGCUUUUACAGACAUCGUGUUGUCCGACUAUGGCCUGCUUAUCUAUACACGCUUAUGGUAGUUACGUUACGGUUAUCUGUCACCCAUUUCCAUCCUAUGUGGCCACCAACAGAUCCGGCUAUUCAGUGCCCUAAGCACUGGUUCGAGAAUGUGCUGUUCAUCAACAGCCUUCUCGAUAGUAGAUGUAUGCCAUGGACUUGGUAUAUUGGUACAGAGUUUCUUUACUAUUUGGUCGCACCAGUCUUUUUGUUGUCUUUGAGACAAGCGCCAAAACUUGGAAUGGGAUUAUGUUUUUUCACUACUCUUUUCUCCGCAGGGCUGAAUAUUGUUAAGCAAAUAGAAAGCAAUUUUCCACCAACGCAGUUCACCGUGAGACAGCCAGAAAUUUUCAAUCCAAACUUCAACCAGCAUUUUAUCGAACUGUACAUAAAACCCCAGUACCGAAUAGGGCCGUAUAUCAUCGGAAUCAUCCUGGGUUAUUAUCUUGCUAAUUAUCAACGAAUAGCAGUUAAGCCAGCGCGAAGCGCUAAAUUCCAAGUUAUUGGAUGGUCGAUUGGAUUCCUGUGCGGAUUCUGGGGCCUUUUCGGCCUUUAUCCUUCUCUGCAGGGCUGGAACUGGCCGAUUUAUCAUCUUGUAUAUGGAUCUAUCCAUAGGGACAUGUUUGCUAUCGGUAUCGCCUGGCUGAUCUAUGCUUGCCAUACUGGUAUUGGUGGAAUAAUCAACAGUAUCCUUAGCGCAAAAGUUUUGGUUCCUCUUUCCAAUCUCUGCUAUUCGGCGUACCUGUUCCACUUGAUCCCUGUCGUUUACACCUACAUACUCGUCCCAUUCCCGAUAUGGUACGAAUCCAAGCUGCCGCUUUUCGCGCACUGCGUGGUGCAGUUGGCGAUCUCGUACGUCUUCGCCAUGAUCUGCACCCUGUUGGUCGAGUAUCCAGCUCACAACAUCGAGGGCAUUCUGCUGCAGCCUCGGCAGAAGAAGAAGACCACGCUCAAGCCGGUGCCGACGCCGAACUCGGAGCUUCAAUUGAAAAGGGUGCCAAAUUUGCGAUUUCGCUCUCGAUAAGCGGUUACUGUCCACAAAAAAAAACUGUUACGUUGAAUGGUGGCUGCCAUAGCAUCAUAUCUUAUUCAAUGUAUCAAUAAGAGUUUAUCUUAUGCGAAAGCAUUGUCUACUCUGUGGUUGGAAUAUGACAUUAA